Molecule: messenger RNA, 1208 nt
Organism: Gigantopelta aegis
Lineage: Eukaryota; Metazoa; Mollusca; Gastropoda; Neomphalida; Peltospiridae
Product: beta-1,3-galactosyltransferase 1-like
Exons: 2
Coding region: 39-1157 (372 amino acids)
Cellular component (GO): membrane
Molecular function (GO): hexosyltransferase activity
Source: RefSeq, a predicted model, not a curated record
UUGGCUUUCUGUUACAGUUACAGGUAUACCUUUCCGAGAUGGGUCUGUAUGCUGUGCUUAAUGUGAAAUAUAUAUGGUCAGCGGUGAAGUACUUGAAAAUUCGAAUACACCGACUAAUCACAACAAGGUAUGCUGUUAAGACGGCUGUAUUUGCUGUUAUUUCCAUACAGCUCAUAUGGUUCACCUACUUGAAAAUCAGCAGAGACUGGUGUUUCAAGGGACAUCAGCAUUGCUGUGAACAAAAAACUCCAGAAUUUGACCCAAAUGUACUAACAUUUUUUAGUCGGAACGGAAGUGACGUCAGUGCAGGUACGCAGACGGAAUACAAGGACUAUUUGAUAAAUCCAAGCUCUCUCUGCGCGAAUCGUGACGUUUUUCUUGUCAUAUUUGUUACGUCAGCGCCUGACCAUUUUGAAAUCAGGAAUGGCAUACGCUACACGUGGGGUCUACAUGCCCGCGACGAUGACGUCAUUGUGAGAAUGGUAUUCGUGAUUGGACGAACAUCGGACAGCAAGGUACAGGAGCGCAUAAGGAGAGAGAGUAUAAUAAAAAGUGAUAUUAUUCAAGCCAGUUUCGUCGACUCGUAUCGGAAUCUGACUUUAAAAACCAUGUCAAUACUGUACUGGGUCUCGCACCACUGCGACGAGGCGAGAUACACCAUGAAGGCUGACGACGAUGUGUUCGUUCACAUUCCAAACUUAGUAGCAGUUUUACAGCGCUUCAACGAGAAACCCCGUAUCAUACUGGGCACGGUCAUUGCUUCCGGUUCACCCCACCGAGAAUCGUCCAGCAAGUGGCACGUGGACUAUAACAUGUACCCAUUUUCCAGUUACCCUUCCUUCGUGAAUGGACCGGCCUAUGUUCUUUCCCAUGACCUCGUUGCUGUUCUCUUGCGAAGGUCAACUUCCCUGAGGCUGCUGUGGCUGGAAGAUGUGUUUAUCACCGGCAUUUGUGCCCAAGGUGCCGACGUCGUAUUCAUUGGCAACUGUGGCUUCGGCAUCGAAAAGAAAGCUGCUGAAGACUGGAUUCUGUCCAGUCGAGAAGUUACUGGUCACCAAUACUCGCUUCAGGACAUGCGUUCACUGUGGAAUAAGCUACACAACUGGGGCAUAUAUUCGCAUAUUCUUCGUUUCUUGGCUAUCCUAGUGGGAUCUUGAACAACAAAGUGUAUAGUAUGGUUAAGUCUGUUGGAAUGUGUGUUAGGUGCA